Molecule: messenger RNA, 1139 nt
Organism: Xyrauchen texanus (razorback sucker)
Lineage: Eukaryota; Metazoa; Chordata; Actinopteri; Cypriniformes; Catostomidae
Gene: mogat3b
Product: monoacylglycerol O-acyltransferase 3b
Exons: 8
Coding region: 75-1136 (353 amino acids)
Biological process (GO): triglyceride biosynthetic process
Cellular component (GO): endoplasmic reticulum membrane
Molecular function (GO): diacylglycerol O-acyltransferase activity
Source: RefSeq, a predicted model, not a curated record
UGCCACACGCGCCAGCGAUAGGUAUUUUUCAUUCAACUCGUUUAGAAGAAAUAUUUAAGAAAUCCGCCGCUACAAUGAUAUCGCGUCCUCGUGCCUUACUCUGGCACAAGGGCAGGCGGUUCUGGCGUUUUCGCUUCUUAGUUCCUAAGAUAAAGGGGAAGGGGCAGAAGUCUCACUGGAAGGAGUUUAUCGAGGAUAUAAGUGUCUUACAAUGGGUGAUUUCAUUUCUGUUAUUGGGAGUGUCCUGUCUAUUAUUGAUGGUCUACUUGAUGUUCACCUCUCUGUGGCCCCUCCCCACACUCUACUUCGCCUGGCAGAUCUACGAUUGGUACACACCUGAAAGAGGUGGCAGGCAAACAAAGUUUGUGAGAGGCUGGGAAGUAUGGAGACACUUCCGAGACUACUUCCCUGUGAAGCUUGUGAAGACUGCUGAGCUGAGUCCCAACAAGAACUAUAUUCUGGGCUGCCAUCCUCAUGGUAUCAUGUGUGUGGGAGCCUUCUCAUGUUUCAGUACAAACUGUAGUGGAUUCACUGAGACUUUUCCUGGAGUGCGCAAUACUCUUGCAAUCUUGGCCGGACUUUUCCGCCUUCCCCUCUUAAGAGAAUAUAUUUUGUGUGCAGGUCUGUUGCCUGUCAGUAAGCAGAGUUUAGAUUAUGUGCUGAGCCGUACUGGUGUGGGCAAUGCUUUGGUCAUCAUCAUUGGAGGGGCAGAGGAAUCACUUGCCUCAUCUCCUGGAGUAAAUACCGUAGUCAUGAGACAGAGGAAAGGCUUUGUUCGACUGGCCCUUGAACAUGGGGCUGACCUGGUUCCUGUAUACUCUUUCGGUGAGAAUGAGCUUUUCCAGCAGGUGGUUCUACCUGAGGGCAGUGUGGGUCGAAGGCUGCAGGCUCUUUUUAAACAGGUUAUGGGUUUUGCUCCAUGUCUCUUCACUGGGGAACGAUGGCUUCUUCUGCCCUACAGGAGUCCCGUCACCACUGUUGUGGGCCAUCCCAUUACCGUGCCACAGGUUCGCAGUCCAUCUCAGGAACAGGUGGAUUAUUUCCACCGUUUAUACAUGGAGGCUCUCUCUAAACUUUUCCACACACAUAAGACCAGCUGCGGACUGGCGGACACACACGAGCUACGCAUUAUCUAGAAA